Serendipita indica DSM 11827 is the source of this 1593-nucleotide messenger RNA. The record is from the annotation of a GenBank genome assembly. Lineage: Eukaryota; Fungi; Basidiomycota; Agaricomycetes; Sebacinales; Serendipitaceae.
AUGCGGCGUUCAACGAGACGAAAACAGCCCCCAAAAGGCGUCAAACCGCAACUUUAUACAGAAAAAUCUGAUGUAGACUCGGCGUCGGAACCACCAGAGACCAUCGCAGAAACAGGGUCGCGAAGAACGCUCUCCAACGAACCGGAAGAGGUCAUGGAGACUGUAACGCAGCUAUCCAACUUUCUCCCGAGCGAACAAGAAGUCCGACAAGCGCAAACACUCAUUUCCCAAUACGAAAGAGAAUACGAGGCGGCUCAGGCAGAGUACCAAGUCAAGAAGCAGGAACUAGACGCAUUGGCUCAUCGAAUGUCGACGAUCCAAUCUCGCAUUUUCGAGAAAAGGGCCUCGAUAGCCCCCAUCCGUCGCGUCCCACAAGACGUUUUGUCAAUGAUCUUUGGCCUUUGCGUACGGGAGAAUGCCACUUCCCCAUGGACUCUAAUGCACGUCUGCCGGUCCUGGAGAGCUGCCGCCAUGCACACGGCAAUGCUUUGGAACCGGAUCAUGAUUGCGCCUUCCAAUUGGGCUGGAAGGCGUAAAGGUGCCCCCAAGUUUUACGAAGGAAUGGAAGUCUGUACCUCUGCGGGUCAACUCGAGCGUGCGAUCAAGCAAGCGGGCUCAACCCCACUCGAAGUGCGUUUACUCAUAAGUGGGACCGUGUAUAGACGCUGGGUAUGGGCGUUUAGUAAUUAUGAUCCCAACGAAUAUUCGAAUCAGGAACGCGAGGUGCAUAAACUCCUCGGCCAUCUCAACGACUUGAACAUCCGAGUUCCGUUGCGGGCCCUGGAGAUUGACACUGGCGAGAGAUUUUCCAUCCCGGAAAAGUAUCUACAGUGCUUCGUAUGGACAGACAUCGAACGCCUCGUACUCGAUGGAGAGUACCCAAUGAUCCUUUCGGCCGUAGUCGAAAGCGGAGCGAGGAAUCUCAAGGUUCUGAGCUUGGACUAUCCUGAUAUCAUCGAUGCGAUUGACACCAUUCCAUGGGCACAACUCAAAGAACUGGGUGUCAUCAACUCUACCGAUCCUCUCGAGUCUCCUCUAUUGAUUGAUGCAUUACGACGAUGCAGCAAUGUGGAAACUUUGACUCUCAAAGACCUACAUACAUUCGAAUGGACGUCCGGUGGAGGAAAAUCUGACAAUCUCAGCGGGUUACGGGACUUGUGGCUUCAUAAUAACCCCAUUGUCAUUGAUCCCAUCGUCGUCAAAGUUUGCGACAUGACGCUGACCUCGAAAUACUUUGCGCUAGCACUCUUUAGGCUCGUUCGCUGCCAACGACUUCACGCGAUACGCACGCCUCUUGGACCCGAGUUUUUCGAGACUCCUGUCCCUGCCGCCCUGGUUGGCAAACGCAAAGGUGGCGCAGGGUCCGGUACCACGAUCCCACUUCGUAGUUUCCGAGAGUUUAUCUUCGAUUUUAUGGGUGGCAAAAAGGUGGAGGACGGACCGCUUCAAGAAGCCGCCAAGUCGUUUAUCAGGAGAAGAGAGGAACUUGGCGCACCCAUUCAGAAACUGGACAUUCGAACGCAAGAUGGCACAUGGCACGACCUCGUCGAACUUGUGCAUAACGAGCAGGCAGGUGAAGUGUCGGAUGAAUAG